UAAAUAGUUUCCAAUUUUCAGUAAUUCGCUGGACCUGUUUUAGAGGUAUUACAGUACUACUGAAUUUUGAGCUACUCAGACUCCUCCCAGUGCUCAGUAAAGCCACCACGCUAUUUGACUUCAUGUAUAUAUAUAUGCAGUUUAACAGCAGACAGCACAGACUCCCAGCAAAAGUCAGCAUCCCAGACAGAAAACACUCAACAGAAGUUUGUAAGUAUGUGGCUUGCAAACGGCAACAGGCUGGGAUGGUAUGAAAGAUACCUAUCAGCAAUAAAAUCUCAGCAAGCCAGAAAGAUCUUGGACGUACAGAAGUGUGAAGAUAUUGUCUUUACACUUCUCGAUAGGGUGCACCAACAGGACUACAGAUUCCAGGUGGAUUAUUCCAGAGGUCAUGCCACUUUCAACUACCAUUUCAUGUCUGCUUUUGAUGAAAUAGACGUGGAAGUGCCGCUGUGGUUAGAUGAUUCGUCUUUGACGGUGAAAGAAAGUUGUAAAAUUCCAUACCAUCUGAACGGAAUGUCCCAUAAAACCCCAAGAAGGGGAUUCUGUUACCUGGCUGUUUCCAAGGAAUCUGAAAGCAAAUGGUCUGGGAAAGAUAUAUUUUACCCUCUUCCCAGACUUUCCGACAGCAGCGGGCAUGUUAUCCCUGGGAAAGUUAUCCACGUUCUGAAGGAGUUGAUCAAAGGAGCCAUUGUUUACUGUGAACAAAAUUACCUUAUCAGUGCAGGUGAUGUGAAUGGUUGUUUGUUAAAUUUUGAAGGUCCCAAGAUUAUGUUGAUGGUGAAAGAUGUGUCAAAGCACAUACAGGUCAACAUUAUGCCAGUGAUGCUAAAAGCUACAAAAACAUUUCUGGACAAAGGAAGAAACCCUGCGAAGACAUCAUCAACGACAAAUAACCAUGCAACUGAACACAUUGACAUAAGCAGUGGGAAUUACUACCAUUGGAGAUUUUGCUUUGAGCGCCCCAUCUGGAAGCUAUUGGAUACAGCAGAUGCUGAUGGUGGAAAUCGACUGAACAGUCUGUGCAUAUUGGACAGUAUUAACACUAACCAUUGGCUUCCUACGAAAAACAAACGAGGACUUAAGUUCCAGCACCUGCAGAUGGUUUUACUCUGGGCCAUGAAGUUCUUCCCAGCUCCCGAAGACUGGGUUGACCUAGAAUCAUCUGUGUAUCGGAUCUUGGUGGUGCUGCUCCGCUGUCUGACCCUCUGGAAGCUCCCCAACUACUUCUUGCCUGAGAUCAACGUCUUCCUUGAGGACGAUCAACCACAGGUUGACUUCAAGACCAUUUACACUAAGGUGGAGACGUUCGCCGACAUUCCUGAGAAAUUCCUCCAAAUCCACGUGACUCAUCUCAUACCAGCCCACCAACAACGGAUUGAUAACUACAUCAAAAUGAUUCUGCACAUCGAGGACACUGCAGGUGUUCAUUGGAAUACUGGCUAUUUUGAUGUUAUUCUAAAUAAGAUGCAGGUUUACCGCAUCCAGGAUCCAGAGAGAAUCAAUUCCAUGCAGCUCGUCUGGUCCAAGGCAACCAAGCUAAUGACCGCUGAAGGAAUCCCAUUAUAACUAGAAUCUCCCAUUUUAUCAACACUGGUCAACUGUGUGUGUCUGGCACACCCACCAGAAACUGGAAAAAGACACAAGAAUAUUACUGCUUGUUAAGUGCUUUGAGACAUCAUACAAAUGUGAAAGGUGUCAGAUAAAUUGUUGUUGUACUCACAGGCACACAACACUAAAUGCUGUACGAGGGAAAUAGUCUCUUAUCUUACCUACUACGCAUGUGAAGGGGUUGACACUAAGACAUAUAAGCUGGUUAGCACCAGAUAGGGAAUGAAUUAUUCCCUUUUACCCUUUAACUAGAGUAUUGGUGCAUGAUAGGUGCAGUGGAGCUGACACUCCAAAAUCUGUCUUAACAGCUAUCACUCCAAAUAUUUAUCAUCUUUUUGAAACAUGUUUAUAAUAAGUCUUUUUUUAUUCAUAAUAAUGUGUUCAUUUUGGGAAGGAUUCUCUGCAUGUGGACUACUGGUUGGAAAGCAAUGAGUAAAUGUAAAAUUAUUCCAUACUGCCUUUAAAAGUGCUACAUUGAUGAUAUCUGGACAAUAAUCAGCAGUAUUGAGAACCAAACUUCACAUCCUUUUUUUUUCCUUUUGUAUAUUUUCAUUUGUAAAAACAUAUAUAAUAUAUAUUAUAAGACUAUUUUAAAAUAUAUAGCUGUUAUGCAAGUGUUCAAUAAAUAAUAA
Messenger RNA from Callorhinchus milii (elephant shark), 2243 nucleotides. It is a transcript of the gene mab21l4, whose product is annotated as mab-21 like 4. The transcript has 5 exons. The record is from RefSeq and is a predicted model, not a curated record. The coding region runs from base 217 to 1569 and encodes 450 amino acids. NCBI's taxonomy places the organism in Eukaryota, Metazoa, Chordata, Chondrichthyes, Chimaeriformes, Callorhinchidae.